AUGGAGAAUCGUUCUUCAGCAAGUGCUUCAGCAAUAAAAAAAGCCUAUUGGCGUCUAUUACCAAUAUUAUUUAUUUGUUAUGUCAUUGCCUAUGUUGAUCGUAAUAAUGUGGCAUUAGCAAAAUUAAAAAUGAUCGAUGAUCUACCAUCGUUUACACGAAAUACUGAGACAAUUUUUAGUUUGGGACAAGCAGCAUUUUUCGUUGGAUAUCUUCUACUAGAAAUACCAGGCACACUGAUGGUAGAAAAAUGGAGUGCACGAAAAUGGAUUUGUCGAAUCAUGGUUACAUGGGGUAUUAUUGCCUCACUAACAGCCGUCGUCAAAAAGCCAUGGCAUUUCUAUUUACUUCGUUUUCUGCUCGGUUUAGGUGAGGCAGGAUUUUUUCCAGGUGUCAUUGUUUAUUUGACACAUUGGUUUCCGAGUAGAGCACGAGCACGAGCUCUAGCAUGGUUUAUGAUUGCUACGCCCAUUGCUCAAGUGGUUAGUCCAAAACUGUCGUACUACAUGUUAAGAAUAGGCACGAAUGAAACAGUGAAUGGACAAGUGAUCGUACAUUCGAAACUACUCAAUUUAAAAGGUUGGCAAUGGAUGUAUAUUAUUUGGGGAUUACCAGCAGUUUUACUAGGAUUUGUUGUAUUCUUCCUACUAACUGACCGACCACAAGAUGCAAAAUGGCUGACAAAAGAACAAAGCGAAGCACUAGAAACAGAACUUGCGACUGAGAGAUUGAAUCGAAAAGCAGUUGCUGGCGGUCAUAUGGUAGUUUUUAAAGCAUUAUUAAAUCCGAAGGUUCUACUAUUAUCCGUGGCCUAUUUUUUCAUAGUCACAGGAAACUAUGGAAUCGAAAUAUUUUUACCGACAAUUCUGAAGAAUUGGUAUCGUUUGAGCGAUAGUCUAUUGACAUGGGUUCUCAUGAUACCUCCAUUUGGAUCACUCAUAGGUCAACUGUUCAUCGGUUGGAGUUCAGAUCGAACAAAGGAGCGUCGAUUGCACACAGCUAUUCCAAUUAUCAUUGGUUCUACAGCAUUAGGUCUCACAUUGAUCCGAAACCAACCUCUGGCCUCGAUGAUCCUUCUCUUUACAGCUACUGGAGUGGGUACUAAAGCAUAUUUACCAGCAUUUUGGUCUCUCCCUAGUUUAUUUCUUACAGAAUCAGCAGCAGCCGGAUCUAUUGGACUAAUAAAUUCUGUGGGAAACUUGGGUGGUGCGGUCGGUCCGUUAUUGCUCGGAGUUUUAAAAGAUCGAACAGGUUCUUUUCUACCUGGUAUACUAUUUCUAACAAUUUCUAUGGGUCUCUCAGCGGCAGUCAUCAUUAUGUUACGGUUCAAUCGUGGAGGUUCUAACCAAAAAAAGAAUAUUAGCGAUGGAGUAGACAGUAGGAUCGAGUCGACAGACCUUUAA
Didymodactylos carnosus is the source of this 1401-nucleotide messenger RNA. The record is from the annotation of a GenBank genome assembly. Lineage: Eukaryota; Metazoa; Rotifera; Eurotatoria; Philodinida; Philodinidae.